AAAAAAAGGAAAUUCAGAAAAUAGCAGUAAUAUUUUAUUUAGAAACUAGAAAAAUUUUGGGCUCCCGUUAACGAAUCGGUUGUCGUGGCGAUUGCACAGUCAGCAGAGAUGAACGGCAGAGGAUUCGCCACGUGGAACUAUUCAGUUUACACGAGGGACAUCAGAAUGGUCCGUCCGGUUAGCCCGAUGGUCGCCCUAUAAAUAACUGACCAAACACGCAGCACACAAAAUCUCAUCGCAUUAUCACACUUCUCACCAGCAAAAGAGAAGCAAAAGCCAAAACGAAACAGAGGAAGCAAAAUCCGCUUUUUUGUCUGACCGAUCAGCCAUCAAUGGCCGCGAAGAACUUCAAGUACGUGAUCCUCGGCGGUGGAGUCUCAGCUGGAUAUGCAGCUCGGGAGUUUGCGAAGCAAGGGCUUAAGCCAGGCGAACUAGCAGUCAUUUCCAAAGAGGCGGUGGCUCCAUACGAACGUCCUGCACUCAGCAAGGCUUAUCUCUUCCCCGAGUCUCCUGCUAGACUUCCUGGGUUUCAUGUUUGUGUUGGAAGUGGAGGAGAGAGAUUGCUUCCCGAGUGGUACAAAGAGAAAGGGAUAGAAUUGAUUCUUAGCACUGAAAUAGUUAAAGUCGAUCUUGCUGGGAAGACUCUUGUCAGUGGAAAUGGGGAAUCCUUCAAGUAUCAGACUCUGGUCGUUGCCACUGGAUCAACUGUUAUAAGAUUGACAGAUUUUGGUGUCAAAGGAGCUGAAGCCAAAAACAUCUUCUAUUUGAGAGAAAUUGAUGAUGCUGAUAAACUCAACGAAGCAAUUAAAUCCAAAAAGAAUGGGAAAGCAGUGAUUGUUGGAGGAGGGUACAUUGGUCUCGAGCUUGGUGCAGCUUUAAGAAUUAACAACUUAGAUGUUAAAAUGGUUUACCCUGAACCAUGGUGCAUGCCUCGCCUUUUCACUUCUGGUAUUGCUGCUUUCUACGAGGGUUACUAUGCAAACAAAGGGAUUAAAAUCAUCAAGGGAACAGUUGCGGUUGGAUUUACUGCUAAUUCAGAUCGAGAGGUCAAGGAAGUGCACUUAAAGGACGGUACUGUGCUUGAAGCUGACAUUGUUGUUGUUGGUGUUGGGGGGAGACCCCUGACAACAUUGUUCAAGGGGCAAGUUGAAGAGGAGAAAGGUGGCAUUAAGACGGAUGCAUUCUUCAAAACAAGUGUUCCUGAUGUAUAUGCCGUGGGUGAUGUGGCUACUUUUCCUUUGAAGUUGUACAAUGAGAUUAGAAGAGUUGAGCAUGUUGACCAUGCACGCAAAUCUGCUGAGCAGGCUGUAAAGGCCAUCAAGGCAAGCGAGGAGGGGAAGACAAUUGAGGAGUAUGACUACCUUCCCUUCUUCUAUUCUCGUUCCUUCGAUCUGUCAUGGCAAUUCUACGGUGACAAUGUGGGUGAAACCGUGCUCUUCGGAGACAAUAACCCUACGUCACCAAAACCCAAGUUUGGAACAUACUGGAUCAAAGACGGGAAAGUGGUCGGAGCAUUUCUGGAGGGUGGCAGUCCUGAAGAAAACCAGGCUAUUGCCAAAGUUGCCAAGGUCCAACCUCCUGUUGCCAGUUUAGAUCAGCUUGCGAAAGAAGGUCUUUCUUUUGCUAGUAAGAUUUAAACCUCAUGUUUGGGGCAAAAUAAAAUGAACUGCUUGUUGCUGGAGGUGGUCUAGAUAGCUUUAAAAAACAGUUCACCUUGGUUUUCUUUGAGUGGUUUCGAUGUUGUAAUUUCGGAUUAAUUACAUAAAUCUUAUUGUUCACAGACACUUUACAGAGUUUAUUCUUGUUCUUAUCAUUGUGAAGAGAUGAUGUAACUUGCUUAUUGUCAAUAAUCAUAUUGUUAUUCUCAUA
Messenger RNA from Prunus dulcis (almond), 1869 nucleotides. Its product is annotated as monodehydroascorbate reductase. The transcript has 10 exons. Gene Ontology annotation, molecular function: flavin adenine dinucleotide binding; oxidoreductase activity, acting on NAD(P)H. Bases 333 to 1637 code for a protein of 434 amino acids. Gene Ontology annotation, cellular component: cytoplasm. NCBI's taxonomy places the organism in Eukaryota, Viridiplantae, Streptophyta, Magnoliopsida, Rosales, Rosaceae. The record is from RefSeq and is a predicted model, not a curated record.